Molecule: messenger RNA, 6042 nt
Organism: Mycotypha africana
Lineage: Eukaryota; Fungi; Mucoromycota; Mucoromycetes; Mucorales; Mycotyphaceae
Product: CCR4-Not complex component, Not1-domain-containing protein
Exons: 6
Coding region: 1-6042 (2013 amino acids)
Biological process (GO): nuclear-transcribed mRNA catabolic process, deadenylation-dependent decay
Cellular component (GO): CCR4-NOT core complex; P-body
Molecular function (GO): molecular adaptor activity
Source: RefSeq, a predicted model, not a curated record
AUGUCAGAACAAAAAAAUGAAGAGUCAGAAAGCAAAAUUCUCAAAUUAAUAUUAGAAACUGGUUAUGAAGGAUGUAGUUCAGUAGAUUCAGUAAGAGAAUUGCUUGCCGUCAACGCCAUUGAAGAACGAGACAUUGCAGAAGUGCUGGGCUGCAUGGCUCGAUCUUAUGUUAACAUGACAGGCGUUGGCCCUACAGCAGACACAGCUGAAGCAGCAACUUGGAAUGUAGAAAAUUUUGUCACAGUUGUUCAAGAAAAGGCCCCUAACAUAGAUUGGCUUCAAGUAUUUAGAGAGCUAGACUUUCCUCAUUUCUUCUUAUUUGAUGAAAAUGGGCUUAGAAUCCUUGUUCGAGCUUGGAAAGCAUGUCCCAAACAUGAUAUGACUUUUCCUGCUAAUGUUUUCUUUGAAAAACAGUGGGAAAAUGUAAAAGGUCAAUUGACAGCACUUUAUCAGAUAGCCAUAGCACCUACUGAAUUAAUUGAUACUGUCAAAUGUUCAAGCAGAACGGUUAUUCAAAUAGAAGAUUUUGCUCAAUCAAGUGUGCAUGUCCGUUCAACUGCCUCGCAACUUCUUCAUGCUCAACUUAACUCUCUUGACCUUAUUGAACGUAUAUUCAGACUGGCAAAUGCUGGUAUCAAAGAUGACGUGAAAAGUCUAAUAGAUAAGGUAUUGAUUAAGAAGGCACCUGAAUUGUUAUUGUUAGGUGUAGCUCAAAUUAAUCCCAUCACAAACGAUGUUCAACAAAAUGUAUUGAAUCGAUUAAUAGCGUUUUAUCUGGAGGGAAAUGCAAAUAGUGUCCUUGUGAUGACGAAAUUCUGGAAAGUUAAACCUGAACUCUUCAUCAAAAAAAUGAUAGAGCUGUACAAUAAAGAUCCUACCUCUCUCACAUGCGUUUUAGCAUUUGUGCACGAACUGAAGAUUCUUCCCACAAUUCUUGACGCGAAAUCCUUCACAUUUACAAUCGACCUGGCAGCUUUGGCAACAAGACGCGAAUACUUAAACCUUGAGAAAUGGUUAUUGGAUAAAAUCAAAGAAUAUGGACAUAAAUUCAUUCAAGCUUGUCUAAACUUUCUCGUCAUUAAGUUACGAGCAGAAUCAACUCGGCAAGAAACCAACUGUAAUCCCACCACUAUGCCACUUUCAUUGGAUGCCAUUAAUGUAUUUAUAAAAGUUCUAAUGGAUAAAGUUAGUAGGAACCAGCAGGAGUUCCUAAAUGAAUUGCAUACAAAAUACUCAAUCUUUGCAAAAAAUGCCAAGACCCCAAGCGGUACACCAGCAGACCAACAAAAGCAACUGACCUUGGAGAAGGUAACUGCGAACACGAUUACCUCGACAUCAUCCCCUUCUUCAAUAACGUCAACAACUACAGGAGGAGCGAAUAUGACCUUUAGGCAAGAAAUUGAAAACGAAGCCAAUUCCUACUACGAACGUAUUUACAGCGGUGAGAUAACCAUUACCGACAUGAUAGAUCGACUACGAAAAUUCAAUAUAUCGAACGAUCCACGGGAGCAAGAACUUUAUGCUUGCAUGAUCCACAAUUUAAUUGAUGAAUAUACAUUUUUUCCCAAAUACCCGGAAAAAGAACUUACUCUUACCAGCGUUUUAUUCGGUCAAAUUCUGCAAAACCAGCUGUUAUCGAACACUUAUUUGGGCGUAGCAUUACAAUGCAUUUUGGAUGCAGUAUCUAGCAAUGCAUCAGGUACGAAACUGUAUAAUUUCGGUGUGCAGGCUUUGACUCAAUGUCAGUCGAGGUUAAUAGAGUGGCCACUAUUUUGUGCUCAUCUUGUGCAGGUUCCGCAGCUUCAGCAAACGAACCCUGAAUUAGUACAGGUCGCUUUACAAGCUAUUCAAGCAGCGAAAGCUCAGCAGUCUCAACAAAUACAGCAAAAGAAUGAAUACUCUACCGACGAAUCACCAUUUAUUAGCGCAAACAUUGAAGAAACGAAAGAAGCUACUACUUUCUUGAGCAAACCAACUUUUACUGCCAUACAUGUUCCUGAAAUAGUAGAAAAGUCAAGUGAGGACGAAAAUACCCCAAUUGUUUACCAGAAUCCAGUUGAAAGUACGCAGGAUAAAAUUUUGUUCAUCAUUAACAAUGUCGCCCUGAACAACCUGGAGAAAAAAUCCGAGGAGUUGAAAAAGAAUCUGAAAGAAUCUGCCUAUCAAUGGUUCAGCAAGUACCUCGUUGUUAAAAGAACUAGUAUCGAACCAAACUAUCAUGAAUUGUAUUUAUUGUUAUUGAAAUCAAUCGACAACCGUUUACUUUAUCAGCACGUAUUGCGCGAGACCAUUGCCAAUAUCAAGCUUCUCUUGAACUCUGAAAAUACUGUAUCAUCUUCCAAUGAACGGACUUUGUUGAAAAACUUGGGUAGUUGGUUAGGCGGCUUGACUAUAGCGCGAAAUUAUCCAAUUAAGCAGAAAUAUAUCUCGUUUAAGGAUCUGCUACUGGAAGGAUUUGAUAGUAACAAAUUGAUUGUUGUGAUUCCCUUUGUUUGUAAAGUAUUGGAGCAAGGCUCGAAGAAUACCGUAUUUAUCCCUCCUAACCCAUGGGUCAUGGCUAUACUUAAAUUGCUGGUUGAACUCUACGAACAUGCAAACCUUAGGCUUAAUCUCAAAUUUGAAAUUGAAGUCCUCUGCAAAACACUGUCGAUUGAGUUAACUUCUAUAGAGCCCACGACAGUGCUUGAAAACAGAAAACUUAGGGAUAAGCAGCGUCGACAACCAUCGUUAACCACAGCUGUCGUGGCCAAACAUGGUGAUACUGUUCCUAGUACUAUACCCUUUGCUGGUUCACCCUUUGCUAUGCCUAUGUCGGCUGUCGCUAACCCUACUGUUGCUGCCGCUGCUGCUAUUCCAAAUAGACUUCCACUUAACAAUUUGUCAUCACCGACCUUGACAACAGAGGAUAGAGCUAUUGAAGCUAUCAAUACGCUUAGCAUAGCUAACCAUAUCAUAUUCGACCCUCAGCUUGCGUUGUAUAUAGCAGCCGAGCCUCAGUUCAAACGUUGGGCAAUUGCGGGCAUAACGCAAGCCAUCCAAGAAAUAGUGGGGCCUACUGUUAAACGUGCCGUGGGUAUAGCUACCGUUUCUACUCGUGAACUGGUCACCAAAGAUUUUUGCAUGGAAGGCGAUGAGCUUAAACUUAGAAGAGCCGCACAAACAAUGGCCCAGUCAUUAGCAGGCAGAUUAGCCAUGGUUUACUGCCAAGAACAUUUGCAUUCUAGUAUGCUUCACCAUUUAGUUUCUAUUUUCACAGCUCAUGGUAUUACUGAUGCUGUGGCAGAACAAAUCAGUUUGAUAUUGAUUGCGGAUAAUUUAGAGCUAGGUACUGCUACUAUUGAAAAGGUGACUGUAGAUAGAGUAUCCAUAAAAGUCGACGAUGCUCUUAUGGUUGCCUAUUCCAAUCGUAGAAGGCAUAGAGAACAACAACAAAAACGUGGCGUACUACAACCUUAUUAUGAUAUGAAUGUCUUGUCUACGUCCUCUUAUCCUACUACUUUACCUGAGCCAUUACGUCCCAGUCCGCUUGGUUUGCAGCCAAGUCAAAUUCGCAUAUAUGAGGAUUUCAAUAGGAUUGCUCGUGGAAGCUCAUCUUCUGCUGCUUCAUCUGUGGGUCAUAUGUUUGAACAACAGCAGCAACAGUUAUCACCUACUCAUCGCUCACAACAACAACGGUUUAACAGAACGCCUGGAAUGGAGUACAAUAAUAGCCAACAAUCAAACGGUUAUGGCAACUUUAAUGAUCAAUUUGCUGAGCAGAGUUAUGAUAUAGCACAGCAGCAAUCAUUCGACGCCGCGGUCACAGCUCAACAGUUAUUAGAAAGAUUUGCUCAAUACAUUACCGAAUUAGAAAAUAUUCUGAAUGUUAUUAACGUAUCAAGUCUCGCGGUUGUUCCAAUGAAUCAUAGUAUCUUCAAUAUUAUUCGCCAAAUACCUAUGUUGAUUAUAGCCAGUCCUGAGAAAGUCGAACUUGCCAAAGGAUUUGCUCAAAGGGUUAUUCAACUACUUUACAAGAGUGGUACGACCAUUAGCCAAGAAGUGUAUGUCUAUUUGUUAGAGAAUAUAUGCAAUACCUGUCCUGAAAUAGGCGCUCUUGUCACUCCUUGGCUGAGUCGUGCCAAUGAUGAACGCAAAUAUAAUGUUGCUGUGACCAUUGCCUUAAUCAAAAGCAACCUUAUCAAUCUUCCUGAACACGAUCAAGAGCUUGCUUUAAUGAUUGAUGCUGGUCGUUUAACUGCAAUUGAUUUUGCGGCCCGUUUGAUUCGUGCUUGCCUCUUUGGCUCAAUGCCUCCUGUACGUACUCGGUACGAUUUUAGGGCUUCAUUAGAGGCUCUCAACCGGCUACGAGGAAAUGUACCUGACAGCGUGUUACUAUUGAUGGAUGAUAUCGGAAGGUCAGCUAUGAUGACAAACACACCAGUCAAUGCUCAGCAAAAUUUACCGGUACUACAACAACUGACACCUGGUACGCUUAAUUCCAACGAUGAUGACAGCACUGUUCGUGAGCAUAUGCGGAUCUUAUUUUCAGAAUGGGUUAGAAUAUACCCUACAGCUACAGAAAAAGUGCUAAAUGCUUUUACUACGCAAUUAUCUCAACAGAGUAUUUUCAAAUCAACCAGUCUGUCGUGUAUGUUUUAUCGUGUAUGUAUUGAAGAAAGCAUAAAUUACUCACUUAACCACCUGCAGUUAUCUGCCGAAACAGCUCUGAUUGCUUAUCAGCCCAUUGAUGCCUUCACCAAGUUGGUAGUAAACUUAUUGACAUUGCAGCGUCCUCCAGUAGUCGAUGAUGAUCAAGCAACUGAUACGAUUAGUCUUGCUCGACAUAGUUUCUUUGAAAGAAUAGUGGCUAUUAUAGUGUUGGUUUUAUCUAAGCACCAUGAACAAUUAUCGGAGCGAUUUGAUCAGCGUCCCUUCUUACGAUUAUUUGCUAGUCUUUUCAGUGAUCUUCAUGCCGUAGAGCAACAAUUACAGUCUGACUAUAUCUCUAUCCUCAUAAUCAUCAGUAGUGCAUUAUACACACUUCGACCUGAACAAUACCCUGGAUUUACAUUUGGCUGGGUACAAUUGAUACUCCAUAGAUUAUUCAUGCCUAAAUUAUUGCUGUCUGAAAAUCAGCAGGGAUGGCCGGCCUUCCAUUAUUUAUGCAUCAGCUUGUUCAGUUUCCAACAGCCCUAUUUGAAUCAAAAGAGUCUUUCCAACACAGCACAUGCCAUUUAUCGUGGUACUUUGAGGGUACUACUUGUUCUGUUGCAUGAUUUCCCUGAAUUCCUUUGUGACUACCAUUAUAGUCUCUGCGAUGUGAUACCCAUAUCUUGCGUACAGAUGCGUAAUCUUGUGCUGAGUGCCUUCCCGAGAAAUAUGCGCCUUCCUGAUCCUUUUACACCCAAUCUCAAAGUUGACCUUCUUCCUGAAAUCAAUCAUUCACCCACUAUUUUAUCCGAUUACACAGCUUCGCUGAAGACAGAUGAUUACGAUUUGAAAAAAGAAAUUGAUGACUACUUUGAAAAAGCCUCGGAUGGUAAUACUGCAGGCUUUACCACUCUUGUGAGUCAAUUAAGAACCUGUCUCCUUCAAAAGAACAAUACGAACGUCAACAAUGGAGAGUACAAUAUACCAUUGAUAAAUGCUAUGAUAUUCUAUAUUGGUUUGAAAGGCGUAACAAAUGGCAUUCCUGUUAGUCAAGGACCCCCUGUACAGAUUUAUCAAUAUCUUUUGUGCGAACUGGAUUCGGAAGGACGUUAUUUGUUAUUAAGUGCCAUUGCCAACCAACUACGAUACCCUAAUAGCCAUACACAUUAUUUUAGUUGUGUGGUGCUCUAUUUGUUUGCGGAAAGCAAGAAGGAUAUUGUAAAAGAGCAGAUAACAAGAAUACUGUUAGAACGUUUGAUAGUCAAUCGUCCUCAUCCUUGGGGUCUUUUGAUCACCUUUAUUGAAUUGAUCAAAAAUCCGAGAUAUAGUUUUUGGAACCAUUCUUUUACUCGUUGUGCUACCGAUAUUGAACGCUUGUUUGAAAGUGUAUCCAGGUCCAUUAGUCAAAUAUAA